This is a messenger RNA of Folsomia candida, 1833 nucleotides long. RefSeq lists its product as uncharacterized. Bases 625 to 1806 code for a protein of 393 amino acids. NCBI's taxonomy places the organism in Eukaryota, Metazoa, Arthropoda, Collembola, Entomobryomorpha, Isotomidae. The record is from RefSeq and is a predicted model, not a curated record. The transcript has 4 exons.
GAAUUCUCUUGAUUUCAAAAGUAUACGUACAAACUACAACGAUUCUUUCUCCACUCAAGGUUAGACAAUUAAUUAAGUGGGAUUAUUUAUUUCAACUUUCAUGUGACAAUUACGUAACAGUGUUUUUCAUUUCUCCUCGUGUGAACAUUAUUCGUAUAUUAUUAAAAGGAUUAUUUCUCCACUCAAGGACGGUCUGUUAAUUAGCAAGAGUUAUCAUCGUGUCAACACGUACAAAUGAUAAGGAUUGGCUAGGAAGGGGCCAUAAAUUUGCAAGAAUUCUCCUCUUGUCCACAUUACACGUGUAAAGAUUGAUUUUUUUCCUUGAAGGUGAUACAAUUAACGUCGAUGGUUCAAAAUGGUUCGUUAUAAUAAAUGCGCAGCAAAAGGAUGCUCGAACAAUUCGCGUAAUGUUGAUCUAAGCGUGUCAUUUUUCGGACUCCCAACAGAUUCUAAAAGACGUCAAAAUGGUGUGCCAUCCUAACCAUUGAUAAAGAAAAUAUUACUCCAAACACAAGAGUUUGUGGUAAACAUUUCGCAAGCUCCCAAUUCAAACAAACCCGACUUAUCCGAGAUGCAAGACCAAGGGUCCCUAUCACCCAACCGCCUGCAUCGACUUUACCGAUUAUGCCUGCAUCUUUACCAACUACGGCGAAGAGUAACAAAAUCAUCAUCAAAAAGCUGAAAGACAAGAAUCGUUAUUUAAGGACACGAAGAAGAAAGUCAAAUAUACUUUCGGAGAUUGAGAAGGUAUUUCAAGGCCAUCCGUCGAUGCUUGAGCUAGUUAAAAUGCAGUAUCAAAGGUUUAUAUUAAAGAGACGAAAGCACUAUUCAAUGGAAGAAACAAUUAUCGCCAUCACCUUUUACUACUCUACCACACAGAAAGGAUACAAAUCACUACAUGCUGAGGGCUAUGGAUAUGUUUUAACAAGACGGUUUCAAGAAGAUAUUUUGGAACACUUUUUUGGAUUUCAGCGAGGUAUUCAUGGCUUGUGCACGAAUCCAACCACCAAACAAUUUCGAGAGGGAUUUAAAUGUGGACUAAUUCUUGACCUCAUGCAAAAUAAAGAGGGAAGAAACUGUGAGACGUUUGAUACUAGUGCUGUUGUCCAUAAGUAUGUAGAAAAAUUAUCACUCAUACUUAAUCCUGAACAAAACAAAUUUGUGCUUUCGUCAGGCCAAAUGUCUUUUGCAGACGAUAGUUCAGACAGUGAGUUCGAAGAAAAUGAAAUUGACGAUAACGACCAGUUUCUGACAACUAACCAGCGUAACGACGUUUUCAGAAUUGGUGAGAUUAACGACUUCGAUUGUGCUGAUGAGACUGUUGCAUGCUACGUGGGUAACUGGGCAGCCAAGAAAGUAAUUACGAGAACAAAGUGUGAUAGUUAUAAAGGAAUGCUUCGUUUCAUCGAAGACAAGAAUUUCACUAGUAAUGACAGUUUAUUGCAAUAUAAAGCGUACGAUCUAGAUAAUAUGAUACGUAAUAGGAAGGAACUUUCGUACAUUCAUAUUCUAAAUGACGAACAUAACCUGGCUUUUGUAAAUAUUUUUAAGCUGUUUCGGCUAGGAUGUAUCUUUAGAAUUAAUUCACAGGGCACUAACUUAAGAAAAAAUAUUUGCAAUUUAAUAUUAAGGGACGAAGAAAUCAAUUUGUGGGUGACAAGCAAGGCUGAGUGCAUACAACACAAAAAUUCAAUGAUUCAACUAAUAGUAAUAGCAAAGUUAUAUCAAUUAGUUAAGAGACAUAAUCAGCUAUAUAAACAAUCUAAAAGUUUUGGUCAGACAAGAGCUCAACUUUUGUAUCAAUAACAAUAGUGAAUAAAUAAAAGUCAUCAG